Dermatophagoides farinae (American house dust mite) is the source of this 1387-nucleotide messenger RNA. Its product is annotated as protein LZIC. NCBI's taxonomy places the organism in Eukaryota, Metazoa, Arthropoda, Arachnida, Sarcoptiformes, Pyroglyphidae. The record is from RefSeq and is a predicted model, not a curated record. Gene Ontology annotation, molecular function: beta-catenin binding.
UUCAUUUCCAAAAGUGUAUAUUUCUGGGAAAUUUUUUUAUCCAUAACAAGCGAUUAUUUUUGUCGCCACCAAUCGUCGUAAUCAUCGAAAUCUUCCGAAAUGAAUACAAGAGGACAAGCAGAAACUAGUCAACUUAGAGCUAAUCUUGAAUGUCAACUAGAUCGUUUGGUUGCACAGUUAGCCGAUCUUGAAGCUUGCAAAAAUGAUCUCGAUAUCGAUGAAUAUGAAGAAACGAAAAAAGAAACUAUUGAACAAUUACAAGAAUUUAAUGAAUCAUUAGCUAAAAUGAAAAAAGGUGACAUCACCUUGAUCGAUGAGAUUAGUUCAUUUCAAUUGGCCAUACAGGCAGCUAUUAGUGAUGCAUUUCGUACACCAGAAAUUAUUCGAUUAUUUGCCAAAAAACAGCCCACACAAUUAAGACUUAAGCUAUCGGAAAUUGAACGUGAUUAUAAAAUUGGUACAUUAUCAAAAGAAUCGUAUGAUUUACAGAAAACAGAAAUUCUGGCUGCUUUACAAAGAUUGGGCGAUCAACUUUCAAACGAUGAAAAGCUUUUUCUCCAGAAUAAUACCAGUGAUUCAUUGAGAGAAUUUAGCCGGAUACAGCAACAAGAAACUGUUUCUGAACAAAAUUUAUCGAAGAUUUUGAAAUGAAAUCAUUUUGAUGCCAUCAUUUUUACUUUAUUUUAUUUCUUUAUCUUACAUUUAUUUAUUUUUUUUUUUUAUUAUUAUCUUUUCAGUUUGUAUUUAGGGCUUUUGCCAGCUUAAUUUCAUUUUAUUAUUAUAUUUUGAUAAAAGAAAAAUAUUUACUUUAAACAUAUCAUCAUCAUAUCUAUCUAUCUUUUAUAUAUCUUGGAGUGUGAUAGGAGGAGAAUUUUUUUUUUUUUUUGGAUCAUCCAAUAACAAAAACAUUCGAUAUGAUGAAUUCAAAGAUGAUCAUGUCAUAAUGUCAUCAUCAUCAUUUUUUUCUACCAUAAUAAUCAAUCAAAUGACAAAGAAAGAAUGUGGUAGCAUAUAUAUGCAAAUGAUCAAAACGUGAUUAACGUGGUUCUAUCUUAUCUUAUCGUUUCUUAAGUGAACAAAUGAAUGAUUGAAGGACCAACAUGAUCAUUUUUUAGAUCAGGAACACACACACACACACACACAGUAUCACAGAAGCAUAUGAAUCCCUUGAUUUUAUCUAUAAAUGAUCGGAUAUAAUCGAAAAAAAUUUCAAGUUUUUUGUUUGUUUGAUAUAUCGAUUUUUUUUCAUUCAUUCAUUUUUUCGAUUGAUCAUUCUUGGUGGUCGUAUACAAUCAUUUUGUCGUUUUCUUCAUAUACACACAGAAAAAUAGUCAUCAUUUUAUAAUAUUAGGAAAUUUUUUAAAAAUUUUUUUUCAUAUUUUACAAG